Molecule: messenger RNA, 4132 nt
Organism: Musa acuminata subsp. malaccensis (wild Malaysian banana)
Lineage: Eukaryota; Viridiplantae; Streptophyta; Magnoliopsida; Zingiberales; Musaceae
Product: protein STICHEL
Biological process (GO): DNA-templated DNA replication; DNA repair
Cellular component (GO): DNA polymerase III complex; DNA replication factor C complex; nucleus
Molecular function (GO): DNA-directed DNA polymerase activity; DNA clamp loader activity; ATP binding
Source: RefSeq, a predicted model, not a curated record
GAGCCAGUUUGGCGAACACAUGGCCAAUGGCAGCAUCGCCAAAUUUUGGAAUCUCGGCGGGAUUGGGGGGAAAUCUUUAAUAGUUUCGGCGUGUCGGAAGCGAGUGAGGGUAGCCGCCAGCUCAAACCCUAAAAAAAGCGAUCAAAUAGAGCUAGAAAUCUGGGAUCGUCUCCCACUGCGGAGGAAUCGUCUAUAAAGCUCCUUCACUCCCACAUUUUGGAAAUCUUGACUUGUUUCACUCGGUCAAUCCUCGCUCUUCGUUCGUUUCUUUCAUCAAGUUGAGAUUUUGAGGAUCAUUGUACUUAGCACAUGCCAUCAAGAAUUCCACAUAGCACAUGCCGGAAAGCGACAAAGCCAAGUCACUACCUAAUGCAUUAAGAAGAAUGCAUCGGGUUAUGAAUUGUACAAUCUGUUGAUCUUGAGUAAUUUUUAUGGUGCUAGAAUGGUGGAAAAUUGUGUUGGUCCGAGUGAACUUCACUUGAAGAAGGAGCUUACUGCUCUUCGAAAGGCACGAUUCUUACGUGACCCUGAGACAUGUUCAUCUUGGAGGUCACAUGUGAGUUCUAGAUCAUUUAUUGCUACUUCCAGUCUAAAUUAUGGAAAUGGAACAAUAGGGAGCAUAGCUGCAGAAAACAACAAUGAUGUCUCUGAAAAAAGUAGCAAGGUGUAUCUUUGUAAUUGGAGGCAUUAUUCUACUAAAUCUAAUGAAUUUGGAGAUUUAGAUGAUGAAGGCAAACAACUGUCAGUUAUGGAAACUUCAGAAGACAACAUAAGUAAUCAUCAUUGUGUGGAUUCUAUGAGUGACACAUAUCCUGAAUUUCCUUUGAGCAUGUAUAAACUUUCCAGAACAAAUUCAGAGGCUCCAUGUGGCAGAACUGAUAGAAACUCAAGAAGUUCUAUUUUGAAAAAAGUUGUGAUUAAGCAUUCAGCCGUCUCGACACUGCUGGACACGGGAUCCAGUUCUUUAGGUAUUCUUAACUCAGGUGAGCAAUCUGAUGAUACGGAGAACUGUAUCUCUGAAGAUCUACGUCAAUUGAAGCACGAGCUGUCUAAAAAAAAGUGUUACCGUUCUUGCUCUGCAUCACCUUUAAUCAGUGAAUCUGGAUAUGGCAAUUUGUCAUGUUCCUCAAAAAUAUUUAGAACAACCGUAAGAGAAGGGUCAUCUCAAUCAUGUACUCCCACAUCAACAAACUCUUACUACAAAUAUGGUGCUCAGAACCCCAGCAUCAUUGAUUCUUGUGAUGGAACUGCAGCUUCUUUUGAUGGGGAUGAACUGGAUCAGCCAGACUUCCCGAAAGGUCAAGGAUGUGGCAUGACUUGCUACUGGUCAAAGGGAACUAAAUAUAGAGGAACUGGAGGUCUUUAUUCUCCUUCACUGUCAGAUACUCUAAAAAGAAAAGGCAGUAGCAUUCUAUGUGGAAGCCAGUCAUUGCGUAAUAAGAAAAGAUCGUCUGGUUCCCAAAAGCAGAAGUACAUCUCAACAUGUUCUCAAGGUUUGCCUUUGUUGGCUAAUAGUUGUGAUGAAGGUAGUUCCUCCUUAGAUACUGCUAGUGAUGAGCUUUCAACUAAACUUGGGGAGCUUGAUUUGGAGGCAGUAAGCCGGUUAGAUGGAAGGAGGUGGUCUAGCUGUAAAAGCCAUGAUGGACUAGAGCUAGCUGCACCUGGAGAUUCUGACUUGGAGAUAGUGGAUAAGAGAAGCUUAAGCCAUAAAUACCAGCCUAGGUCCUUUGAUGAAGUAAUAGGCCAGAAUAUUGUUGUUCAGUCGCUCAGUAAUGCAAUUUUAAGGGGAAGAGUAGCUCCAGCCUACCUGUUUCAGGGUCCUCGUGGCACAGGAAAAACAUCAAUUGCAAGAAUAUUUUCAGCAGCCUUGAAUUGUUUGUCUAAAGAAGAUAAGAAGCCAUGUUGGUUAUGUAGGGAAUGCACUGCUUUUUCCUGCAGGAACAGAACAAACAUGAACGAAGUGAAUGCCACAAAUAACAAGGGUUUGGAUAAAUUUAGAUAUUUGUUGAAGAAUCUCUCGUUAUCUAAAGCAACUUCACAAUAUAAGGUUUUUGUUAUUGACGAAUGCCAUAUGUUGUCUCCAAAAAUUUGGUCAUCAUUCAUGAAGUUUCUUGAAGAACCAAUGCCUCGUGUUGUCUUCAUAUUUAUAACAAUUGACCCUGAGAACUUGCCUCAUUCCAUUAUAUCACGUUGUCAAAAAUAUGUCUUUUCAAAGGUCAAGGAUAUCGAUAUAAUCUGCCGACUGAGAAAACUCUCUGAACAAGAGAAUCUCGAUGUUGAACUAGACGCUCUAGAUUUAAUUGCUUUGAAUUCAGAUGGUUCACCAAGAGAUGCGGAAACAACACUUGACCAAUUGAGUUUGCUGGGCAAAAGAAUCACUACUUCUCUUGUAAAUGAUCUGGUUGGUGUUGUUUCAGAUGAUAAGUUGCUUGAUCUACUGGAGAUAGCCAUGUCAUCAGACAAUGCCGAAACUGUUAAAAAAUCUCGAGAGCUGAUGGAUUCUGGUGUUGAUCCAAUUGCCUUGAUGUCCCAAUUAGCCAGUCUUAUAAUGGACAUAAUUGCUGGUACUUAUGAGUUAACCAACUUGCAAAGUCAUGACAUACCCCUUGGGAAGAGAAGUCUGACUGAAGCUGAGUUGGAAAGACUAAGACAGGCUCUCAAGAUUCUUUCUGAUGCUGAAAAACAGCUAAGACAUUCAAGUGAGCGCUCAACAUGGUUCACAGCAGCUCUACUACAGCUUGGUGCUGGUCAUAAUUUAGAAAGUACUCAGUCAAGCAACAACACUAAAAGGAGCACUAGAGGAACUGAUGAUGUGGUGUCUGACAUGGUUUGUGACUCCAGAAUCUGCAAGAACAGGACAUCUCUUGAUGGUACCUUGACUGAGUCUGGCCCGACAGGUGAUGCGACUGAUAUGAAGGUAUAUAAAUAUGUAAGCCUAGAUAAACUGGAUGAAAUCUGGAGAAGGUGCAUUGAUGGAUGCCAUUCAAGGACAUUGAGGCAAUUGUUAUAUGACCAUGCAAGGGUAGCAUCAAUCACUGAAAAUGAAGGAACUUUGGUUGCUCUGAUAGCAUUUGAGGAUGACAAGAUCAAGACCAGAGCUGAGAGAUUUUUGAGCAGCAUCACAAACUCAUUUGAGAUCGUCUUCAGACGAAAUGUGGAGGUCAGGAUGAUUCUUGCAACUGAAAAUUCUGAUGAACGGAAUGCUCUUUCAAGAUCUCCUGCAGGGAAUUCUGUAGAAAAAGAUAAUCAGAAUAUGAUAGAAUUAGAUACUACAAAUGGCCUUUCUGGUAAAGAUAGAUGCAAAGGGACCUCUUACUUGCCUGGAAAAAGUAUAGGUCACUCCGACAGCUCUGUAACAGCAGAAGACUGCCUAGCAGACAGGAUUCCCAGCAUUUCAGCUGAAGGAAAAAAUGACUCAUGUCUUAGUGAAGAUCAAGGGCAACUGGAUUCAACACAAAGCUUUCCAAGAACAGCUGCAGAUGAGCAAAAGUUAGAGAGCGCAUGGCUUCAAGCUGCAGAGAAAUAUACACCUGAAAUUAUUAGUCAUUCGAGGCCAGAGAAGAACCAAGUUCUGCCACAAAAUGGUGUCAUCUAUCAGAACAAUAAUCAGUCAUUCCUUGGACCUGCUGCAACAUCAAAGAAUAAGGUAGAUGAAUUAAAGCAUGAAAUCCAAGCUUUGAAAGUCAGCUAUGCUGAGGGCGGCCACAAGGGACAAAUAGGUGGUGCCGGUCAGUGUGUUGUUUCUCCAAGUUUAUUGCACAGCAACACCACCAACGCCGACAAGAACUCGGGUUAUGAAUCAUGGCCUGUAUGCAAUGGUCUCCUCUGUUGGAAGACCCACAAAAAAAUCGAGGGACAAAAGUCUCAGGUAAAACAAGGAGUUCGUGUUAGAUCGAAAAAGAUCAGCCAUAUCUUCCAUUGUUUGGACAGUGUGCGCAGCUGAAGUCCGCAGAAAGAAAAUCCAGGAAAUAAGCUUGUAAAACUUUUCGCCAUGUUAUCAAUUUUUUCUUGUAGAAAUGUCAGUUCUCUUUGGGUGGAAAUCCCAUAUCUUGACAAUGUAUUCUCCUUUGUCUAAUUGUACAUGAGCAGAAUUUUUCAUGUUUCCAAGUAUAAAAGUGGUAUGGGUCUUUCA